ACUGCCAGUUGAAUCCCCAUUAAACAUUUUAUAAAUAUACAUGCUAGGGUUAGGGUUCCUCAUCAAAUCCACACACAAUUUUUUAUUUGUGGUUUCCUUCUAUUUUAGUUCCCAGAUAUAUAACUGGUUCUGGAUGAAAUCCAAAAGAUCAAUUGGGGUUUCUGAAUAGGGAUGAAGAAACGUCAAGUAGUGGUGAAAACUGGAAAGAGUUCAUCUUCAGUGGUGAGGAACGUUAGAUAUUUUGAGUGCCAAAAGAAUCAUGCGGCGAAUAUUGGUGGAUACGCCGUAGAUGGCUGCCGGGAAUUCAUGGCCGGCGGGGAGGAGGGAACCGGUAGUGCUCUAAUGUGCGCCGCCUGCGGCUGCCACAGGAACUUCCACAGAAAGGAGGUGCAAAAUGAAGUGGUAUGUGAGUAUACUCCACCUAUUGAUUCUAAUGCUUGACAGUUUUAUAACACAGAAAUAUGAGAAUACAAGAUGUAAUUGCCAUAGAUUCUUCUUGUUCUUAUGAAAAAGAAAUUCAACACCGUUGAAAGAAAAAGGGGAAAGAAAAGAUUAUCAUCUCAAAUGUAAUUUUUAAAGUGUGUUUUUCUGAUGUGGUUGAAUUUAUAUGUAAAUUACUUCCAACUUCAAGGAUUGUGUAAUUGAGGAAUCUGGUAUCGAUCCCUUUUCUUUAUUUUUCUUUUUCUGAAUUAUAUACGGUAGUUUAGGGAAAUAGAGCAAGUGAAAAGAGGAAGACCAAUUACCAAGGUUAAUUAAGGAUAUGUGUAUCUAUGUAUGCGUGUUUCAUUUGUAUACAAAGUUUUAGGAAUUGAAAUUAUGGUAUGGAGAUACGUGUAUUGGCUGCUACAUAAUGCUUGUAAAGUGAGUAAUCAAAGUUUGAAUGUCAG
Molecule: messenger RNA, 887 nt
Organism: Rubroshorea leprosula
Lineage: Eukaryota; Viridiplantae; Streptophyta; Magnoliopsida; Malvales; Dipterocarpaceae
Source: the annotation of a GenBank genome assembly